This is a messenger RNA of Acaulospora colombiana, 234 nucleotides long. Lineage: Eukaryota; Fungi; Glomeromycota; Glomeromycetes; Diversisporales; Acaulosporaceae. The record is from the annotation of a GenBank genome assembly.
AUGAGCAAUGAAAUAAAUCCAAACGCGGCAGUUCUUAAUGCUCGCGAUUUGAUGGCACAAAAAGAUAGAAUAGAAAAUGAAAUUCUUGAAUUCGAAGGAAUUCUGAGAGGACAAAACAUAGGAAUGCACGAGCCGCUAAUUGAUAGUUCAGGGUUUCCACGCGACGAUGUAGAUUUGGUGGCCGUGAGGACUGCCCGUGCAAGAAUAAUUGGUAUACGAUUAGAAUGUCGUUGA